Molecule: messenger RNA, 2223 nt
Organism: Exophiala aquamarina CBS 119918
Lineage: Eukaryota; Fungi; Ascomycota; Eurotiomycetes; Chaetothyriales; Herpotrichiellaceae
Exons: 2
Coding region: 1-2223 (740 amino acids)
Biological process (GO): DNA-templated transcription
Molecular function (GO): zinc ion binding; DNA binding
Source: RefSeq, a predicted model, not a curated record
AUGGCAUCCCAACCAAUUGCUCCAAUUGAAAUUGGCUCUUUUACUGCAUCCUCUCCACAGAAGACGGAAUUCUUGGGUAGCGCAAGUGGAGUAUUCUUCGUCAAGACUGUUUUUCGGGCAUUUGCGCGGUCAGCUUCGGGCAGCGGCGAUGAUGAUCUGAGCAGUGGACCUCAACAGUCCUCACACAGGGCCGAUCACGAAUCGGUCAGCAAUCGUCUGAUUGAUCCGGAAACCCCUGUGCAGCCCAAUAAUGACAGCCCUGUCAUGAGGAUAGAACUUGAAGGCACGGACCAUCAUGCCCCCCAUGAGUCACCACGAGCAUACGGCAUAAAGGGCCAUGGACUGGGCAUUGCACCGAAGCAGGAAGUCGCACAGAAACUUUUGAAGAUCUACCUUCGAAAUUGGCAUCCUUUAUUUCCCUUCCUUCAUGGCCCCAGCCUGUUGGAAAUGAUUCUUGACUUAUAUGAGCCUCAUGAGUCAUCCACUGCCCGUCCUUCAAGCUCCUUGCAGCGCCGCAUAUGUCAGGCUGUGAUUUGUCAGUGCGUCUUCAGCAUCGCAGCUCUUGACUGGCGCGAGCAGCAGCUCCCUUUUGAGUCCCGCAUAGAGUCUCCCACCCAGUUGCUGUCACUUUUAGGCUUUCUCGCAAGCAAUCAUGACCUCCAAUCACUUCAAGCACUCUUGGCUGCGCAAUUGUAUCUUCUUUCUACCAUGUCACUCCGCGGUGCUUCAACCAUCGGCGGAACCCUCACAAGAGUCAUCUACCUUGCAGGCUUACACCGCUGCCCCUGUCGCUACGUUCAAAUUCCUGCAGAGGAAUGCAAUCUGCGGAAAAGGAUCUUCUGGACUGCCUACAUCCUGGAUCGCUACCUGAGUCAGGCGCUCGGCCAUCCAUUGUCCAUUCAAGAUUCUGAGGUAGACGUCUGCAUUCCAGGGCUAGGAGAAUUCCACAAGAGAGUCUAUGCUCGGCAGGAUCAUCGAUCGAAUUCGACAAGUGGGGAUGAUGUGUUGGAACACCUUCCGCAUACUCAUACAGACAAUCAUCAGGCCAUCGAGGGACAAGAAAGCGUGUAUGGCUCCGCAGCGGAUGAUGAAAGCCGCAAGAAUGAGCCAGGUUCUCCCAAGGCUCACGAAAAUCAUGGACAAGCUUCCGAGAUUCUUGGCCACUAUGUUCUGUACUGUCGACUUACAGGGCAGGCGCUGCAACUAUUCCACAAAUCGCUCCAGAAUCGUACCAUCAAUAGAGAGAGUAUCAUGGAAAUGCAGUCAAGUGUGCACUCUUGGUGGAACGAGUUGCCUCGCAGGCUUCAAGAUGAAUAUAAUGGUGGUCAACUGGAAAUCACCUCGAUUUUCACGUUUUUCUUUGUUCCAAUCUACAAUCAGCUCAUUCUGCUGAUCAAUCGUCCUUUCCUGUCUCUUUCGCCUCAUAGCCUCGAAUUCCGCACGAGCCUCAACAACUGUAUCGCUGCUGCACGCCAGAUCAUCACAACGUCAAAGCACCAAUCUCAAUGGAAUCUACAAGUUUCCUGGCCUGGAAUGCUUUCCAUGAAGUGGAUGGCUGGUCUUGUUUUAUCUUUUGCUUGCACGCUAAAGCUAUAUCCAUUUAGUAAAGCGCAGCAGGAAAUCGAAGACUGCGUUCAAGAAUUAUUGGCAAUGGACAAGACUUGGAACAAUGCGCGACAUUGUGCAGCAGCCUUGAAAAGCCUGUUAGAACACCUCGGCAAUCAGUACCGGAAUGGACCAAGACAGCUAUCUGCGGAGAAAGACAAGCCGAUUACUACGGGAACAUCGACCUUGCGCCGCAAAUAUACGGUCAACGGCAGAAGUGAUAGCCUACCAGACAACUUGGACCAACGACAUUACAAGAGAGUAAAUCACGGAACGCUCAUGCGAGCGUCUAGCCCAAAGGACAAUCGCAGCGAUCAACUUUUGACGCAGAGUGAUGCCACGGGCAAUUUUGGCAACAAUGUACAUCUUCAAUCUGCCCCACCAACGCCAUUCGGCCCCUCCAACAAUUUUGCCAUCCCCGAUUAUAAUGGUCCAAAUCUUGCGCGUGUUGAAGAACAAUAUUUGGGAGGCGUUGAUAGUGAUUUUAUAUCUCUACCAGUUGCUGGUGAUUUGUAUGGCAAUUUCAAUGGUGGCUUUGGCAAUAUUGAAUGGGAGUCGAUGGCCAACUCCUGGGGUUCGAUGCAAGACUGGGGGUCCUGGGGGGUGCCAGACCCUUAA